This is a messenger RNA of Diorhabda sublineata, 2106 nucleotides long. Its product is annotated as zinc finger protein OZF-like. Gene Ontology annotation, cellular component: nucleus. The transcript is spliced from 3 exons. Gene Ontology annotation, biological process: regulation of transcription by RNA polymerase II. Bases 156 to 1424 code for a protein of 422 amino acids. NCBI's taxonomy places the organism in Eukaryota, Metazoa, Arthropoda, Insecta, Coleoptera, Chrysomelidae. The record is from RefSeq and is a predicted model, not a curated record. Gene Ontology annotation, molecular function: DNA-binding transcription activator activity, RNA polymerase II-specific; RNA polymerase II cis-regulatory region sequence-specific DNA binding; zinc ion binding.
GAUGUAAAAAAUAUACAUAUGUCAAACGGCCAUUUUAUUGUUUGUUGUGUACUUAGUGAACAUUUCAAGACCAAAUUCACACUAUAAAAUUUUUACAUCAAUUUGAAUUUGAAGGAGAGAAUAUUUUUACCAUUUAUUCAGAAACAAUUUUGGAAAUGGAAGGCAAACAGAACAUUCUAGUACAAGUACCAACGGUUGAAAUAACCGAGAUUGUCAGUAUAACAGAAAUUUGUAGAAUUUGUGCAAAUCAACAAGAUAAAUUGAUUGGAAUUUAUUCUGAUGAUGGGGAAGUUAAUAAUUUAAGUUAUAAAAUGAAUUCAUAUCUUCCCGUUAAAGUAGACAAAACAGACGAAUUACCACUUCAAUGUUGUUGGCAAUGUGCUUCUACAGUAUUAGCAUGGCAUGAAUUAUUUUUAACCAGUAUAGAAGCUGACCGAAGAUUGAGAAGCUAUCAAUUUGUCACAGAAAAACAAAAAGAAAAUGACUUGCAACAAACCAAAACUACGUUAGAACAAAAUAAUGAUAUUAAAGAAUCUGAUAAAUCAGAGUCGGAAGAAGAUAUAUGCGAAAAAUUAAAUUCUCCAACACGAAACUUGGAUUAUAAAGACGCAGUGGAUUUAUCUUCAAAAAGCUGUAUAUUGUGUACAUUAAGUUUCAAUACUAAAUCAAAAUUAAAAAACCAUAUGUUGGAAGUUCAUAAAAUGAAGCGUCCAGCACCAGUUGAUCGGAAAAAAAUUGAUAUUUUUGCAUGUACAGAGUGCAAUAAAUCUUUUACAAGAAAGUUUGAUAUGCAGAGACAUAUUAAAAGGAAGCACCCUCAAACUUCUAUAGAACCUUCGGUGAGAUGUAAGAACUUAGAAAUGGCAAAUAAAUGUAAAAUAACCGAACCAGACGAAACAUAUUACCAAUGUAAUAUUUGCCAAAAUAAGUUUAGCACAUCCUCUGUAUUCAUAACCCAUUAUAACAUUCACGUAAAUAACAAAUUACACUGUUGCCACAUUUGCGGCAAGAAAUACCAUAGAAGCGCUCACUUAAAACGUCAUCUAGAUCAAUUACAUUACGGAAUAAAAUAUUCUUGUGAAUAUUGUGAUCAAACUUUUACCAGUAAAACUACAAGAGACGAGCAUUUAAAUACACAUACGAAUAAUAGGCCGUACAUGUGCGACACGUGUGGGAAAUCUUUCAGGCAAUCUUCUUCUCUUUACGUCCACAAACUAUUUCAUCGGGAUAUUUUUCCAUAUUCGUGUAAUAUUUGCGAUAAAAAGUUUAGAAGAAAUGGAGAACUUAAAAAACACACGUUCAUACAUACAGGAGAAAGACAGUUUAGUUGUGCGAUAUGUAAAAGACCGUUUAGGUUACGACAAGAUUUGAAAAGACAUAUGAAGAUUCAUAAUAUUGGUCAAAAUUCAACCUCUUCGAAGUAAGCAUACCAGGGAUUUACCCCAGAACUCAAGUUUAUAACUUUAGUUCCAAAAUAUGUGCUACCUAAGUAGUCGUAUCGACAAAGGCCAAGUUAACGAAAAAAGAAGAAUAACAAAUAUAACUUUGUUAUAAUGAAGUAUAUAACUUUUACUUACAGAAUAUAUGAUGUUUAAGUAGCCGUAUCGACAAAGGCCAAGUUACCAAAAAAAGAAGAAUAAUACAUCUAGCUUCGUUAUAAUCUUUAUAAUUUUUGGUUCCAGGAUGUGGGAUGACUGAGUAGUCGUGCUGGCAAAGGUCAAGUUACAGAAAAAAGAAGAAUAACUUAUCUAACUUUGUAACAACCAUAGAUAUGGUGAUACUAGACUGUGCAAUUCAUAAGGUGUACAAAGAAAAAAUAAACAUCAGGUCUAGGGUAGUAAGAUACAAGAAGAAACACUUUGAUAGAGAUAACUACUUUCUUUGUAUCUCGUUCUAAUAUUGGAAUACGAAUUUCAUCAAAUGCGCGAUCUAGUAUUGUUUGUCUAUGGUUACAAUAUUGUGUAUCUGUAGCUAGAAAUAGUGUAUAUACCAAUUGUCUCUUAUAUGUAAUAAAAAAAUUUUAUUCAAACUAUUUAAUAUUUUAUUCGAAUAAAGUGUAAACAAACAUUUAAAUCACAAUAAAGAAGUUUCUGUCUUUAGAGUUUA